UAUGGUUGUAAAAGUUGGACACUUGAACGCUGAGGCUGAAAAAAAGAAUUCAAGCUUUUUUUAGAGUAAAUUCUACAGAAAAAAUGCAGGGGAUCAGAUACCAAGAAAAGAAAGCAAAUGAGUUUGUACUUGCACAUGUCAACAGUCUGGAUCGCACAGCAGAGCCCCACACUCUACUGUGAAGAGACGAAAGCUGAGCUUGUAAGACAUGACUCACUGCCUGAAGCCAUUCUUCAAAGUCCAGUGGAAGAGGCAUGAAGAAAUGGUCGUGCAAAGCAAAUUUGGCUGGACAAUGCCUCUCUCUUGAUACGCUGCUAAGAGCAGCUGCUGACCGCAAAAAUUACACGAAAUGUCACAGCACCUCUACGACGAAUGUCAAGAACCAAGACUUAAUUUUAUUGCCAACUCUGAUGUAAUUAAGGAACUCAUUCAGCCGCUAGUGAUAAGAUGUUCUGCACAGACAUUUUACAGUGAAAGAAACAGAAGUGUUACAGUUACAUUUAUGAAUAUAAUUCACGAGACCAUUGGAAGUCUGGCCACCGUUUCAAAAAUUCAACAAUAUGACGCCAGUCCAGACGUCAGUUUAAAUAAAGUUCAAGGAUAUCUCUCGAAUCAAGGGUCAAGAGAAUCUUACCUUCAAAUCACAUGGACGCAUCCAACACCUUUACAGACGGGGAAAUACACCUGCGUGGCUCAUACUAUAAACUAUGUAGGAAUUGUGGAGAAGUUGGAAGCCGCUCUUUCUAUUGAGGUGAAGAAAACAAGUUUCGAUGAUUUAGUGGAUGUUGUCAUCGACGUGUUGGAAAAUGUGGAAGAUGAAAAGACAAAAGUGAAGAUGUUACAACAGAAGGUUGAUAAAGGUCAAUCCUGUUCCAACGUUAGAAGCAUCAAGGCCAGAGUAUUUGUGAUAUUAGCUUCCGGGUUAGAGGUCAUGUGUGACACCAAGACAGACGGCGGUGGAUGGAUCAUCUUUCAGAGAAGAAUCAACGGAAAAGUAGAUUUCUAUAGAGGCUGGAAGGAGUAUCGUGACGGUUUUGGAGAUUACAACAUUGGUGAAUUUUAUCUGGGGAAUGAAAAUAUUUUUAAGUUAACUUCUACUGGACAAUAUGAUUUAAGAAUUGAUUUAGAAAUCAAUAAAAAAAAAUAUUUUGCUGAAUACAAAGACUUUAAAGUAUUGAGUGAGACUGACAAUUAUAAACUGCAGAUUGGAAACUUCACAGGAAAUGUUUCUGAUGAUUUGUCCCGUCAAAACAACAUGUUCUUUAGCACUUUUGAUAGAGAUAACGACAGGAGCACUGGAAACUGUGCAGUAGAGAGUUCAGGUGCCUGGUGGUACGACUGGUGUUCUUAUACCAAUCUAAACGGUCAAUGGGGAAGUAAACCAUAUUUCAUGUCAGUAUUCUGGCAUGGUGUAACCAGAGAUUCGAAGAGUGUCUCCUUCACCGAGAUGAAAAUAAGAGAAAGGGAAUGACACUUGCAUUUUGAUUUAUAAUAUAUUAUUCAUUAUAGAUCCUACAAUUUAGUGGCAUUACAUAAGACGGUUCCUCUAAGACAAUGACAGUAGCGCAGCACGAAAUGAGGGACAACAUCAUUUUAAAAAUAGUUUAAAAAAAAAACAAGGCUUAUAUUAAGUGUUCUUGUAUCAAUUAGUAUGGAUCAGUCAUGUAAUUCAAUUUUUAAUCUAGACUAUCAAUAAAAAAGCAUUUAUAAUAUAAAUAAUUAAAGAGAACUACUUGAAUUCGAUCUUGUGGGCUAAAGCCAUCUUAGGCUUCUCAAGCCAACGCGGUAACCACUCUGCUAGCGUAGAGUCUCAGAAGAUGGACCAUUGUAUAGUUAUCUAUUAUUUCUGUUUCAUGUUUGUGUCUAAUAUAAAGAGGUCUAAUUAAGGUUAUGUCACCACUUCAGUCAAGUACUAUUUCAUUCCAUUGUUUGAGAUACCAAACAAAGUAAUUUAUUACCAAUAGUUAAUUUAAAUUUUGGUUGUUUGGUGUUGUUUUUUUUUUUGUUGAUUCUUGUGUUGUUAGGUAAAAGAAAUAAUUGUGAGAAAUUUCAGCUUGAUUCUAGAUUGGGUUUCGGAGAAAAAACGUGUACAAUUUUUUUUACCAGAGAGACCUAAAGAGUGAGUUGAUAUAAGCUUUGUAAAAAUGUUUAUGGAUUUCGGUGAAUUUUUUUCAAUAAAAGUAAUUGUUUCUGUUAAAUUCGGGACAUAUAAUUUUUCUAACUGUAUUUAGACAAUAAACAACACUGUAUACAUAAAUGCCACCAGACAAUGAUUCUAAUUGUACAUAAUUCUCUUUUACAUUUAUGCAUUGUUUGAUUUUUUUUUAAAGCUUUACUUUCUAUAUAUAUAUAAGGAUGCAAAAUUAAUAAAAGAAAUAGUUUGAUUUCAAAGUAA
Messenger RNA from Biomphalaria glabrata, 2395 nucleotides. RefSeq names its product fibrinogen-like protein A. The coding region runs from base 350 to 1471 and encodes 373 amino acids. The transcript has 5 exons. The record is from RefSeq and is a predicted model, not a curated record. NCBI's taxonomy places the organism in Eukaryota, Metazoa, Mollusca, Gastropoda, Planorbidae.